Molecule: messenger RNA, 992 nt
Organism: Trifolium pratense (red clover)
Lineage: Eukaryota; Viridiplantae; Streptophyta; Magnoliopsida; Fabales; Fabaceae
Exons: 5
Coding region: 114-551 (145 amino acids)
Biological process (GO): DNA-templated transcription
Cellular component (GO): RNA polymerase I complex; RNA polymerase III complex; RNA polymerase II, core complex
Molecular function (GO): DNA-directed RNA polymerase activity
Source: RefSeq, a predicted model, not a curated record
AAAAGAACAUAAAAACUCAUUCUUUCUUUCUUUCUUCUUCAAGAAACGAAUGAAACAAAACUCACACACAUUGUGGAUUGCAACAGAUCCAUUCUUUAUUCUUCAAGAAUCGAAUGAAACAAACACCUCUGUGUUGGAUGUUCGGUGGUUUGUUCAAUCAUCACAAACAACAUUCAAUUUCUUCUGUUUGCUACGAUAUCUGUGAGAAAUGUACAUUUUGUGGAUCCAAAGUGUUCAUGGCUGAAGUUAUUAUUCGUGGGUUUUUGUUAGUUUUGGAUUGGUUUCUGGCGUACACCCAUGGAUACAGAGUUUCUCGGAUUGUUGCACGAAGUGAGAAGCAUAACAUGUACAUGCUGCUAGAUGUAAAUACUGAGAUUUAUCCUUUAAACAUAGGCGAAAGAUUCUUGUUGGCUUUGUCUCCAUCGCUUGUUUUAAAUACUAAGGAUAUGAAUUCAAAUAAUGUGUGUUCUAGAGUGGAUUGUUGGGCUGGCACAAGACCAAUACCACCUCCUCGACUGUAUAAGCCUCGCAUCAUCACCUAUGAAGGUUGAUCCAGUACGGACCCUUUGGAAUCAUCGUGUAUUGAACCUGAUCAACUCAAUGUCGCGUAUGGUAGGCAGGGUACUAUGGUUGAGAACCGAAGUGGACCAAGGAGGUCAAGUAGUAAGAACACAUUAAAAGCACAAAUACAAAAGGAGGCAUGAGCGGAAAUACUUGGAAUUGGAUGUUGGAGUUGUAGCGAUCGACGCCACAGGAAUAAGUAGUGUAACACCAACAAGUGGUGUGAAGAAUUCAGAAAUAGUACGUUGCUUAGUACCAGUAGUAAGAGGUACGUCUGUAGAUGCACGGACCAGACACGCUCAGUUAAAGGUAGCGUGUGUAAGCAUUUAAAGGAUUCUAGGAAAAAGAAACUUUGACUGGAAUGAAACUGAGACUGAAUAAGAACAUGUGUAACACUCUAAACCCCUUGCGUGUACUUAAUAACUUAAUUA